AAGCCUUUUGGAGUGACCUACAUGCCUAACCGAGCCCAUUCCAAAGGGGGGAAGUUGGCCUCCUAUGCUCAUGGUCUCGGGUCGAAGAUAGCUGGGACAGAAUGGCACUGCCGGCACGUUUGAGCCAUUCUGAAGCGUGGUUCGAGCCUUGGCAAAAUGCUCUUUCUGUCGUUUGACGACGCUUCGCUGAGCGUUCUUCGAGUGACGUUGGAGGCUGCCGCCCGUCCAGUUCAUGGUGGCAUAAGGUCGAGAUGUGCAUGGAGAGUGUGCUUGCGGAUUGCUGUGAAGUAGAGCCGGUGAGAGUAGAGCCGGUGAGGAGAGAGGUAAAAAUUUUGUUGGUUCAGCUCUCUGGGAAGGCAUACUCAUGGAUUGCCCAGGUGGGAAGGUACAUCACGCAUCACGUGUUUUGUACCCUUUACACGCUGCAACUUCACCCACUGUCGAGGUUGAUAUAUUUAGAAGCUACUCUGUCACUUCGACACUCAGUGGGAGGCGACCGUACUAGUUUCAUGGGCAAGUCUCCGUAUGUACAAGAAGUGAGAGAAUGUGCAAUACCUCACGUCGAUGAUAUUCCCUCCCUGGAACCGAGAAUGCUUGAUGAUGCGUGGAGAUGCUUCAGCAUUGACAAGAGAUGUCAGUCACAGUUGGCCCGAGGCAGAGCGCGGCGGUCAACCGGACCCUAUCUAGGUAGACUGCGAACAGGCCCUAUGACCUUGGUUUGCUUCGGUGGUGAUGGGCAAGUUGUGGUCCUGCCAAUUUACAGUUCAGCGAGCUCCCAUGAAGGAUGGGCCGAUUGGCUGCACUCAUUGCCUACUCUAAGCUCUCCACGCUGCUUCUUGGAGAAGAAGAUGGCGGAAAGCGCAACGUUUGGGAAUGUGGGGUCGGGUUAAGGGUGCAGCUUCAUCUUGUAAUUGCAGGAAUACGGACCACCUAAACAAGCUUUUGAGGUUGGUAAUCUGUAUUUGCAGAGUGAAAAUACGCUAACACGAAGCGGAAUCUUGUUGCCGGUCAAGAGGGAGUGAUUGUGAUGGAAGGAUUUCUUGCUUGUGACCAAUGUACCAGAGCUGUUACCCUAGGGCACCUCAUAUGA
Messenger RNA from Westerdykella ornata, 1090 nucleotides. RefSeq lists its product as uncharacterized. The transcript is spliced from 2 exons. The record is from RefSeq and is a predicted model, not a curated record. Bases 252 to 890 code for a protein of 212 amino acids. NCBI's taxonomy places the organism in Eukaryota, Fungi, Ascomycota, Dothideomycetes, Pleosporales, Sporormiaceae.